This is a messenger RNA of Musa acuminata AAA Group (dessert banana), 1524 nucleotides long. RefSeq lists its product as uncharacterized. The coding region runs from base 1 to 1524 and encodes 507 amino acids. Gene Ontology annotation, molecular function: RNA-DNA hybrid ribonuclease activity; nucleic acid binding. The transcript has a single exon. Lineage: Eukaryota; Viridiplantae; Streptophyta; Magnoliopsida; Zingiberales; Musaceae. The record is from RefSeq and is a predicted model, not a curated record.
AUGAAGCAACACCUAGGCAACCUCCCCCGACUUGCCUCAGUUUCUCCUAGGGAGAAGCUAGGCCUCUACCUGGCUGCCUCCCAGCAUGCGGUCAGUUCCGUCCUGGUCAGGGAAGAUUCCGGCGAACAGCUCCCGGUCUACUACGCCAACCACGUCCUAACCGGGCCGGAGGAACGAUACCCCCCGAUCGAGAAGCUGGCGCUUGUGCUCAUGCUGUCAACCCGAAAGCUAUGCCCCUACUUCCAGGCUCACCCGGUGGAGGUCAUUACUGACCAGCCGCUUCGGCAGAUCUUAUCUAAAUUUAAUGUUGCAGGACGCCUCCUCAAAUGGGCGGUGGAGCUCGGCGAGCAUGACAUACAAUACGUGCCCAAGACCGCUAUCAAAGCCCAGUCUGUGGCCGACUUCAUCGCAGAAUUAACCCAGGUCGAGGACGGGGAUCUCGAGCAACCUCCCGAGGCCUGGGUCCUGCACGUCGACGGAUCGGCCAACUCAAAAGGUGCCGGCGCGGGGCUGGUGCUGCAAUCUCCCGACAGACGGUCGUUCGAACGUUCCCUCCGCUUCGGGUUCCAAACCACUAACAACACGGAGGAAUACGAGGCGCUCCUUGCAGGACUACGGCUGGCCCUUGAGAUGCAGGUGGUCGCCAUCCGCGUCCUAACCGACUCGCAGUUGGUAGCCGAGCAACUCAGCGGUGGAUACGAAGCUCGGGACCCGACCAUGGCCAAGUACCUGGCACAGGUAAAGAACCUAACCGCCAAGUUCCCUCAUUUUACAUUAUCCAACGUCCCGAGGGGAGAAAACGAGCGAGCCGACACGCUAGCUAAGCUGGCAUCGAAGCCAGCCCCCGAAGUCAGGCCCGAGGUAGAGGAGCUCCCUGCCCGUGCCAUCGAAGUCGCAGUGGCAACCUCGGGCAGCGUGCCUUCCACCUGGGUACAAGACUUGCUGCACUUCAAAAUGGACGGGACUCUUCCGCCCGAUGAAGCGAUGGCUCGGCGCUUGCGUCGCACGCACGCGUGGUAUACCGAGGUGAGUGGACGACUCUACAAGCGGUCCUUCACAUACCCCCUCCUACGGUGCUUGGAGCCCAACGAAGCUCGGACAGUUCUGGCUGAGGUCUAUGAGGGAGUCUGUGGGGAACACAUCGGCGGGCAAACCCUGGCACACAAAAUACUUCGCCAAGGUUACUACUGGCCGACCAUGUGCCGGGACGCGAAGGCCCACGUGCAACGGUGUAGUUCGUGCCAAGAACAUGGCCGCACACCCCGGCAGCCCGCGGUCCCGCUCACCCCCAUCGACUGCGCAUGGCCAUUCGCGCAAUGGGGUCUGGACCUGCUCGGCCCUUUUCCCCCAGCCUCGGGACAGCGAAAGUACAUCGCAUGGCCAUUACUUCACAAAGUGGGUCGAGGCCGAACCACUAGCGACGAUCACGGAACGGCAAAUAGAAAAGUUCAUAUAGAAGAACCUGGUGACUCGGUUUGGCUUGCCCAAAACCAUCAUCACGGACAACGGGCCCCAGUUCACUAG